CACUAUUUAUUACGUGAAACAUUUGUCUUUAAAACAUUUACGAAAUCGUGGAGGCAGUUAUGCAUACACAGGCAUAGAUACGCGCUGAUAUACACCUGUCUCUAAUUUAUCUGCCUUAUCAACCAGUAAUCAGGACUUCUAAAACCCAGACAGUACGUAAUGGAUGGAGAUGUAACGGAAGAUGACUUAAACAACGACUUCCGAACGUCCGACCUGUUCGCAGAUGAUUCUGACGAUGAGGAAGGUGUGUACCGUUCAGACGAUCCUGAGGAAGAUGGGUCUGCAGUCGAUUCAUCAUUUAGAACAAAGAAGUCGAACAAAAAGGGCAAUAUAUUGACGUUGGAUCACUUCUGGAAUAAUACGGCUGAUAGAUCAAAUGACAAGCCCCCAGUCCGCAAAAACAUUUUGUGGGAUUUCACAGUGUAUGUAAACCUUAGGGAAGAGCGUGAAGGGAAAUACGCAGCAACAGCGCUGAAAUUGCAGGAGGAGGCAGUGGCAUCUAUCAAAAAAGCAAAGGAGGCUAUACUUGCUGAUAUCGAUGAAACAUCGAAUGAAGAAAACUUUAGAAAUGAUGUUAUUGCUGUUUUCGAGCAGCAGGUUAACGAGCUGGUUCGUCGAUUCCGAGUAAACUCUAUGGAAGGAAAGCCGUUGUUCGAGCCCUCUUCUUCUAGUUUGAAAGAUGGUGAACGAAAGAUAGCCAUAGAAUCUUAUGUCACUUCACAUGAAGGUUUUAAAAAACUGAAGUACAAGCUUGCCGCCUUUAGAUCGUCAAAGAACCAGCUUGUUUCUAGUUCACUUUCUCGCCUAUUGGACUCAGUAAAUGGACUACGCAACAAGGUGGUUUCCCAGAUAUAUGAACCGAAUUCUAAAGAAUUCAAACGUAUGACAACAACGCGCUUCUUGCGCAAUUUGGACAAAAUAUCAGCGAAUGGAGAUUUUGCUGGCGAAUAUAGAUAUAAUUUGCUGAAGACUUAUGUCCUGAAUAAAGAUCGGUUCGAUGAAUUCAUACAGAACACUGUUAACUUUGGCGAUCCAAAUGAAGAUUUAGGUAAAUUCGAAGAUUUUGUUAAUCCUUUCACACCAGAUUUUGAUGAUGUAAUGGCGACUUCAACCAGUAAACCUGAGACUGGUGAAACAAAUAAGGAAAUGGAUGUCGACGGGGUAGAAGGUGGGAGUCGCGCCCGAGAUUACAUGAAGGAGUUUAUGGACGCCACACCACCCGACGACUUGUUAAUACCUCCCACUCAACCCGAGUCGCAGGAAACUGCACAGGACUACCCACAGACCACUACUCCAUGGGAUGAAACACUCCAACCUACAGCAAGCGCCGCUGUUAACGCCAAAUCGCACUCUGAUGGAGACAUCGAUAAUGAUGAUGCAACUCAGAUCAGGCUCCUUGAGGAGGCACGCAAAAAGGCCGCUGAGAUUCUUAGGAAAAAGCGCCUCAGUCGUACUGCCGGAAAGGACAAUACAGGUCAAGACUAGUUGCAUUGGUUGUCUAAUGGUAUACCAUGAUACAUACUACAGUACAUCAAUGAAAUUACUUUCUACCUAAAACAAUACCCUCAUCCAAAUAUCGCAAACUAUUAUGCCCCUUCACAAAGAUCCUGAAUAUAUCAAUCAGGAUACUUUCGCUGAGUCU
Messenger RNA from Babesia bovis T2Bo, 1642 nucleotides. RefSeq lists its product as uncharacterized. Bases 160 to 1485 code for a protein of 441 amino acids. The record is from RefSeq and is a predicted model, not a curated record. Lineage: Eukaryota; Apicomplexa; Aconoidasida; Piroplasmida; Babesiidae. The transcript is spliced from 4 exons.